AUGGCAGAGAGGAGAGCAGCCGCGAAGACAGCAACUGAGCCGGACUUCCUGCAGUUUAAUGAUCUGGCGUGUGAGGCGGUCGGUGGGAAGGUUAUUUUUGCGACAGACGAAUGGUUCGCUCCGGCUGCCAACCUGCUGAAGAGAGAGUCGCCACAAUUCAUCGCUUCUGCCUUCACCGAGUUUGGGAAGUGGAUGGACGGAUGGGAGACGAGAAGAAAACGAAUACCUGGUCACGACUGGUGCAUCAUCCAGCUGGGGGUACCAGGGCAGAUCUACGGCAUCGAUGUCGACACGUCCUUCUUCACUGGAAACCACUCGCCCUACGUUUCCAUCCAGGCCGGCUGUCUGGACAAUACACCCAACUUCACCCUGGAAGGAGACCGAACCGGCAUGGCAGCAUCCGAGAGUCAGCUGGCUGCUGUUGCCAAGCUGGGCUCGGAGGCGUGGCCAGAGCUGUUGUGUGUGUCGCAGCUGAAACCCGGAUACUCAGACUGCUGCCACAACUACUGCAAGGUCAACUUUAACCACCGAGUCACACACCUUCGCCUCAACAUGCACCCAGAUGGAGGGAUAGCAAGGCUUCGGGUGUACGGUGUGGGACAGAGGGACUGGUCGUCUGUCUCCCCCCAGCAGGAUGUCGACCUGGUGGCUCUGACCAAUGGGGGCGUCUGCCUCGGCUACAGCGAUGCCCACUUUGGGCAUCCACGCAACAUGAUUGGUCUCGGCCGAGCUGUCAACAUGGCCGACGGCUGGGAAACAGCUCGCAGACUGGACAGACCCAAACACCUGCAGGUGGACAAGCGAGGCAUCCUGCAGGUUCCCGGCUGGGAGUGGGCAGUGUUUCGUCUCGGACAUCCCGGAGUGAUCGGCAGCAUCGAGGUUGACACAAACCACUUUAAAGGUAACUUCCCAGACUCUUGCAAGAUCGAGGUUUGUCUUUUGACCCCCGAAGAGGAAGCUCAGUGCAUCGAGGCCAGGUGGAACUCUGGGAAAUGGCAGGUCCUUCUCCCCCCUCAGAAACUUUGGCCUCACCACAGACAUCUGUACGGCGCCGCCGAGCUCACUCGCCACUCCACCGCCACCCACGUCCGCCUCAUCAUCGCUCCGGACGGAGGAGUCAGCCGGCUCCGCCUCUGGGGCCGAGCCGCGCCCGCCAGCGCAGCGCCGGCCAAUCAGAAGACACCGGCGAUGUCCAAACUGUGA
This is a messenger RNA of Perca flavescens (yellow perch), 1203 nucleotides long. RefSeq names its product allantoicase (gene allc). Lineage: Eukaryota; Metazoa; Chordata; Actinopteri; Perciformes; Percidae. Gene Ontology annotation, biological process: allantoin catabolic process. The record is from RefSeq and is a predicted model, not a curated record. The transcript is spliced from 11 exons. Gene Ontology annotation, molecular function: allantoicase activity. The coding region runs from base 1 to 1203 and encodes 400 amino acids.